Messenger RNA from Cryptococcus wingfieldii CBS 7118, 1335 nucleotides. RefSeq lists its product as hypothetical. NCBI's taxonomy places the organism in Eukaryota, Fungi, Basidiomycota, Tremellomycetes, Tremellales, Cryptococcaceae. Gene Ontology annotation, cellular component: periplasmic space. The record is from RefSeq and is a predicted model, not a curated record. The coding region runs from base 1 to 1335 and encodes 444 amino acids. The transcript has 6 exons. Gene Ontology annotation, molecular function: lyase activity.
AUGCUCCGUCUUCAUCUCUUGGCGACCUCGGUCGUCCUCUUGUGCAACUUGCCAAACCUCAUCGCGGCUCGCCCCCUUUGGGAUAGGGCAGCUCAUUCAGCAGUCCAAGCUCGGUCCAGUAAUACCUCGAGCGUGCCUCAGACAGUGGUCCUGGACGGGCAAAGGCUGGCAGAUGCGAAAAGUAGACUACAGGAAGGGGAUGAUGACUUGCAAGAGGUCUUGGACAAUCUGUUAGUACAAGCAAACAAUUACUUGAGUCAAGGUCCCUGGACAGUGACCGAUAACGAGAAGUCUGUUCCAAAUGGUACCAUAUACGACUAUGCCUCCCAAGCCCCUUACUGGUGGCCAAACAACUGGAACAGCACAUCUACCAAUAGUACUUCGUCCAACAGCACCUCAUCCAACAACGACACAUGCCCAUACGUCCGGCGAGAUGGCGUUGUCAACCCGGAGGCUUCCGAGUACACUUCCAGACAGGACAGGGCGUCCAUGUUCACCUCCUCCUACACCCUGUCGCUUGCCUGGUAUUAUACCGACAAUUCGACUUACAGGGAACACGCGGCCAAUAUCAUCAAGACUUGGUUCCUUGACGAGUCUACGGCUAUGACUCCGCACUUGAAGCACUCUCAGAUCAUCCCUUGCGACAACGAUGGAAGAUCGAUCGGUAUUCUCGACUUCUCACAGCAAUAUACGGACGUUCUCGAUGCCGCGGCGAUACUGAGUGUAGAAUACGACGCCAGCUGGAGCAAUGCGACGGAGACAGCGUUCAAGGUAUGGAAUGGAGACUUUCUCGAAUGGUUGACGGACAGCGAUUUUGGGCAGACAGAACUGGCUGCUGAUAAUAACCAUGGGACUUAUGCGCGCCUCCAAAUUGCUGGUGUUGCCGCCUACAUUGGACAGAACGACCUUGCGAUCUCAAUGGCGGACGGGGCCAAAUCCGUCAUCGACAGUCAAUUCACAGCCAAUGGUUCUCAGCCCCUCGAGCUCUCCCGGUCACGCUCUUUCCACUAUUCGUGUUUUAAUCUGGUCGCGCACGCUCGACUUGCGGACAUAGGGUACCAGCUUGGUGUUGAUCUUUGGGGGUACGAGGGCGCCAGCGGACAGUCCAUCUUGGGCGCAAUCGACUUUAUCGUUCCUUACGCUACAGGCAGCGAAACAUGGCCGUACAACGAGAUAAACUUUGUCAAUUAUGCCGCAAGUGAUCUGAUCAAUGCGGCGUCGAACCAGGGGGACGAGACUGCCAUGGCUGCCUUGACAGAUCUCACGUAUCCGUCGAUUGGCAAUCAGUGGCCGCUAAGGCCCUCAGCGGAGCGUUUGGAUCACCUUGAUGGGUAA